GUUCUGGGAAAAGGCCAGAUUGCAUCAGACAGGGCCUGAGGGGCUGGAGCCAGACUGUGGGCUGAGGAGGAGACGUGGCCUUAUAAGUUGGGGCCAGUGAAUUGGGAGGUGUCAGCAAAGCAGACACAAACAAAGCUUUAGAAGACGAGAGAGAGAGAGAGACAGAGACAAACAGACAGACCUUAUGGCCACCUUCCCGAGAGCAGCCAGCCCGUCCAGGCAGCCCCCAGGCCCAGAGGAUGAAGACCCCAACCUGGAUGAGUAUGACCUCUACAGCCUGGCUCAUUCUUACCUGGGAGUGGGAGGCCGGAAAGGUCGCACCAAGAGAGAAGCCGCCGCCAAUACCAACCGUCACAGCCCCGGUGGGCACGAGAGGAAGCUAGUGACCAAGCUCCAGAACACGGAGCGGAAAAAGCAAGGGGCACGGCCCUGAGACAGAACUCGAGAUGAGGUCAGAGCACGGACACCCCACAGCGAUGGAGACAGAACUGCGAAGAAUCAACCCCUGGGGGCGGGAUCCAGGCCUGCUUGCCCCUGCCCCCAGGACUUAGCCCACCUGACUGAGGUUCCGAGGGGCCACCAACAAAGGAGCCCCGACCCCAGAAAAAGGGCAAGAUGGGGAACAAGAGGCAGAGAAUAGAGAGAGGCAGAAUCAUGAAGGUACCCCUCAAAAAGAAAGAAGAAACCGGAGCUCCCCAGGGUGACAGCGACAAUAAACAAAGUACAGCAGCUGCA
Messenger RNA from Eubalaena glacialis (North Atlantic right whale), 735 nucleotides. It is a transcript of the gene NUPR1, whose product is annotated as nuclear protein 1, transcriptional regulator. Gene Ontology annotation, cellular component: nucleus. Gene Ontology annotation, biological process: negative regulation of cell cycle; negative regulation of cell population proliferation. Lineage: Eukaryota; Metazoa; Chordata; Mammalia; Artiodactyla; Balaenidae. The coding region runs from base 185 to 433 and encodes 82 amino acids. The record is from RefSeq and is a predicted model, not a curated record. The transcript has 3 exons.